Molecule: messenger RNA, 876 nt
Organism: Mycotypha africana
Lineage: Eukaryota; Fungi; Mucoromycota; Mucoromycetes; Mucorales; Mycotyphaceae
Exons: 1
Coding region: 1-876 (291 amino acids)
Biological process (GO): regulation of transcription by RNA polymerase II
Cellular component (GO): nucleus
Molecular function (GO): RNA polymerase II transcription regulatory region sequence-specific DNA binding; DNA-binding transcription activator activity, RNA polymerase II-specific
Source: RefSeq, a predicted model, not a curated record
AUGUCCUACAUUUCCUCUUUAAAUCUACUUACAGAUGACAGCCCUGUCCCUCUAUCUGAAGAAGCUUUGAACGAAGAGCUUGCAUUAUGGGCGAAUGCGCAGUUUACGUUCGAUACAAAUCAGAAUACAGCCGUUCACAAUGAUCCGUAUAAAAGUAUUUCAGAGCAACCUAAUCUGUUUGCUAGCUUUUCUGGCUAUCACGAACUCGACACUACCAAUACACAAGCAAACAAUAAUUUGAAUAGCAACACUCUUAUCAAUUCUUACGGAAGUAUUAACAGCAAUACUACCAAUUUCUUUUUUCAAGAAACCCCUAUUCAAGAGAGUUCCCGUCCUCAGUCGAGUGCUACACCAUUACAACAGCCACAAUCACAACCACAAUCACAAUUCCAUUUACACAAACAACAAAACCCUUUACCGCGUUUAGCACCUGCUCCAACGCCACAGAAAACAGCAAAUAAUGUGGUGUUGAGCCAGCCUUUAUCUCCAUUGAGUGCAAAUGGCCCGAAUAACACGUAUAAUUUGUCAUCCCCCUCAACGUCCUCUUUAUCAUCCCCUCGCCAGCUUGCUACUUCGGUGCCCACAAAUCUCAGCAAUAAAAAAAGGAAGACGCUUGUUAAAGAUAGACUAACAGAAGAAGAUAAAGAAGCAAUUGAAGAAGAUAAAAGAAGACGGAAUACGGCCGCAUCAGCAAGGUUUCGUAUGAAAAAAAAGCUACGAGAGCAAGCUUUAGAAAGAACAGCCAGAGAAAUGACAUUGAAAGCAGAGACACUUGAGAAAAGAGUGGUAGAACUUGAAAAAGAAGUGAAAUGGCUUCGUGCCCUAGUGAUAGAAAAAGAUCCCUCUCUACUGCCCAACCGAUUGCAGCUCAACUAA